AUGCCGCAUCAGAGUGCAGGUGAACCAGUCCCAGUGACUGCGCCAAAUCCCCAGAUUUGGCACUACGGCCAGCCAACCGGGUGGCCAAUAGUGAGACGUCAGGGUCUCCCAGCCCCAAAUAAGAAACCUAAACGUGUGAGAACCGCAUUUACAACGAACCAACUGUUGGCACUUGAAAAUGAAUUUAACCAGUGCCGUUAUCUGGCCCCGACACGACGUCUACAGCUGGCAAAUAUACUACACAUCAACGAGCGUGCCAUUAAAAUAUGGUUUCAGAACCGUCGUAUGAAGCAAAAAAAGGAUUUUUUAGAGAGCCAAGCCACUUCAGAAGAGAGUUCAGAAGAUAGUCUGAGUCCAAUAAUGUACCACCAGGGCGUAAUACCAAAUUAUCCAGAAGUACGAGUACCGACGACACCAAAUCUAACCUCGGAACAUCCUCAAUAUUCCCCGUACAUGUAUGAGCCUUAUCCUCUGGGCAAUGUCUCGGCACUACCUUGGCACCCAGAUGUACAAGCUCCUACUCAACUUGGAGCAAGUUUGUCUUCAGCAGCAACUAUUCCGACGGCACCAAAUUUGAUGGCACAACAACCUCGGUACUCCCCGUACACGUAUGGUACUGAUCCCAGUAUUACUCCUCGCAGUAUCGCAGCACAACGUUACCAGUCAGCAGUACAAGCCGCUCUUCAACUAGAAACAAGUCAUCCUUUGCCAAAUUUAAUGUCAGAACACCAUCAAUAUUGUCCCGACUUGUAUGAGAAUACUCAUCCAAUGUUUGCUCCGGGCAAUAUCCCAGCACCACCUCUCCAGCCAGAAGUACAAGUUCCACCCCAACGAGAAGCAAGCCUUUCUUUAACAGACCAUACAGCUACAGAUAUUUCUAACGAACAUGACAACUCUUCCUGGGAUCCAUUGGAAUUUAUAGACGAUCUAUUGUUAUGA
Spodoptera littoralis (African cotton leafworm) is the source of this 939-nucleotide messenger RNA. The record is from the annotation of a GenBank genome assembly. Lineage: Eukaryota; Metazoa; Arthropoda; Insecta; Lepidoptera; Noctuidae.